This is a messenger RNA of Tripterygium wilfordii, 3147 nucleotides long. RefSeq names its product protein SMAX1-LIKE 3-like. NCBI's taxonomy places the organism in Eukaryota, Viridiplantae, Streptophyta, Magnoliopsida, Celastrales, Celastraceae. The transcript has 3 exons. The record is from RefSeq and is a predicted model, not a curated record. Bases 348 to 2858 code for a protein of 836 amino acids.
CUCCAACAAUGUUGAAUGACACAGCUUUUAUUAAUCCACAUAGCUUUAAAUCAUGAGAGAGAGAGAAAGAGAGAGGCAAAAGGUUAAAUCACAUGCAAUCCACUUUCACUCAUUCAAAAGACCAAAAAUUUCCCUCACUUACAAGGAAAGAACAAAUCUACAUUCCAUAAUAAGGCCCCUCCCUCCUGCUCUCUUAUCCUCUUCAGUCUCAGUCAUAAUUCAUUCUUUCAAACUUCAAAAAAAUUCUCUAACACUGCUAUUCUACUUUCCUGAUGAACCCCAUCUAGUUUUCCUUACCAGAUAUCAGUGAAAGUUGUUAAUUCGUUUGUCUAGAACAAAUUUAGAAGAUGAGAGCGGGAAUUUGCAGUGUUCAGCAGGCUCUAACUGUUGAGGCUGCAAGCAUAGUUAAACACGCAGUUACUCUCGCUAAGCGGCGAGGCCAUUCUCAAGUCACUCCUCUUCAUGUUGCAAGUGCUGUGCUUGCAUCUUCAAACAGUCUUCUUAGAAGAGCUUGCCUUCAAUCCCACUCUCACCCUCUCCAAUGCAAGGCCUUAGAGCUUAGUUUCAAUGUCGCGCUUAAUCGACUACCGACAUCCACUUCAAGCCCUUUCUUAGGGCCUCUCUCAUCUUAUCCUUCCCUCUCCAAUGCCUUGGUUGCCGCUUUUAAGCGUGCUCAGGCUCACCAAAGGCGUGGCUCGAUCGAAAACCAGCAACAACCAAUUCUAGCUUUGAAAAUAGAGUUAGAAGAGCUUGUUAUUUCAAUCCUAGAUGACCCAAGUAUUAGUAGAGUCAUGAGAGAAGCGGGUUUCUCUAGUGCCCAAGUUAAGAGCAAGGUAGAGCAAGCAGUUUCUUUGGAGAUAUGUUCUCCUAGUCCUCUUAUUAGUAAACAAUCCAAUGAAAGUCCCAAUUCCAAACCUCAGGUUGUUGUUGGUGCUAAUGCAUCUCAAUUUAUGCCUUUUAGUCCAUUCGGGUCCACAGUAAACAGACCACUAGAUCAAGCAAGGAAUGAUGAUGUAAUGAGUGUCUUGAACUCUUUAUUGAACAAGAAGAGAAACACUGUUGUCAUAGGAGAGAGUCUAGCUAAAACAGAGAGUGUAAUAAGAGGAGUGAUGGAAAAGUUCGAGAGAGGAAAUGUUCCGGGAGAGUUGAAGUAUGUGCAAUUUAUAAGCCUUCCUCUUUUGAGCUUAAGAAAUAUGACAAAAGAGGAGGUCGAGCAGAAGCUGGUGGAACUCAGGUGCCUUGUCAAAAGCUGCAUAGGUGGAGGGGUGGUCUUAUGUUUGGGAGAUCUCAACUGGGUGUCUGAGUUUUGGUCAAACUAUGGUGACAAAAAGAGAAGCUACUAUUGCCUUGUGGAGCACAUUAUCAUGGAGAUCAAGAGAUUGAUGCAUGGAAUUGGGGAAACUAGGAAAUUACGGCUUAUGGGGAUCGCAAAUUUCCGUACUUACAUUCAGUGCCAAACUGGCCAUCCCUCUUUGGAGACUAUUUGGGAACUUCAUCCUCUCACAAUCCCAGUUGGGAGCUUGAGCCUAACUCUCAGUCUUGACAGUGAUUCCAAAAAUCAGUUCAGAAGCAACGCUUCUGCAGAUGGGUUUACUUGGCCACUGCUUGAAGCAGGACCUCUUGACAAGCACCUAACUUGCUACACCGACAGCUCUGCUAAAUUCCAUGGGGAGGCUCAGAGUAUCCAAAAUCAAGAGUCUGUCACCAGCACUCCCACUCGCACAACUUCGAGUUUGCCUUCAUGGCUUCAGAAGUACAAGGAUGAGACCAGAAGAAACACUACCAGCGAUCAGGAAUGUGGAAAUGUACGUGAUAUCUAUAAGAAAUGGAGCUCAUUUGGUGGCUCAUCUCCUUCAACCACUUCAAUAUCUUCUUGUGAGCGCAAGACCUGCAACUUGCAACAGACCCAACUUAGUUGGCCAGUCAUUUUUGAGUCGAAGGAGUUGCCUCAAGAGCACCAGUUUUGGGUUUCAGAAACUAACGACGACGGCUGUGAAAGCAAGUUGAAUCCUAAACCAGACCUUCUAUCGAAUCCUAACUCUAGCCCGAACUCAGUUUCUUCGAGUGAAGCAACAGAUGAUAUGGAAGGCCUUAAAAGCUUCAAGGAGUUCAAUACUGACAACCUGAAGACUCUUUGCACUUGUUUGGAGAAAAGGGUUCCAUGGCAGAUGGAUAUUAUUCCUGAAAUUGCAGAAACCAUACUCCAAUGCAGGUCUGGUAUUAGCCAAAACAAGUUGAAUCGCAUAGAGGGUAAGGAAGAAACUUGGAUGGUUUUCUUGGGAAAUGAUUUUGAAGGAAAGGAGGCCAUAGCUAGGGAGCUAGCUAGACUUGUUUUUGGGUCUUCUAGCAAUUUUAUUUCAAUCUCUCUAAGCAAUUUCUCAUCACCGAGAGCUGAUUCAACUGAGGAAUCCAAAAACAAAAGAACAAUAGAUGAACCAGGUACCAAUUGUCUUGAGAGAUUUGGCCUGGCCUUGAAUGAGAAUCCUCAUCGAGUUUUCUUCAUCGAGAAUGCAGACCAAAUUGACCAUUGUUCUCAAAAGGGUAUUAAACAAGCAAUCGAAACCGGAAAAGUCACGCUUCCCGGUAGUGAAACUGUUCCUCUUAUGGAUUCCAUUGUUAUUUUCAGUGUUCAGAGCUUCAGUUCUGUCUCAAGAACCAGCUCGCCCACUAAAAGGCGAAAAAUGGACGAGGGGAAAGAAGAUGGAGAUGAAGAUCCCACAGAAGUAAAAUGCCAAAACAUUCCUCUUGACUUGAAUGUUGCCAUUGAAGCUGACAAAGGAGACGAAGAUUCAGUUGAAGACAUUGGAAUACUGGAAUCCGUGGAUAGGCAGUUUGUUUUUAAAAUUCAGGAACUGUAAUUUGUAGGGGACUAACUAAUAGUUCUUGCAAACUAGGUUUCCAUCUUUGUUGUUUUGUUUUGUUUUUGUUGUUCUAGUUUGUAGAGUGGUGGGGGAGGAAACUAACAUGAGAAACAGGAUACACACAUCCAAAAAGGAGAAAACAGUUUCUAGGAAUUGGUAAAUGGAUUUGGAGGGGGGUAUAAGUUAAUUUCUAUAUAUGUCCAAGGUUUUUAGUCUUGCAGUUACAUCUUGUAGAUUGUUUCCUACCUAAGGUUUGCUAAUGGAGUUUCAGAUUUCAUGUUCAGAA